This is a messenger RNA of Lemur catta (Ring-tailed lemur), 4976 nucleotides long. It is a transcript of the gene PSKH1, whose product is annotated as protein serine kinase H1. The coding region runs from base 170 to 1345 and encodes 391 amino acids. Gene Ontology annotation, molecular function: ATP binding; protein kinase activity. The record is from RefSeq and is a predicted model, not a curated record. Gene Ontology annotation, biological process: protein phosphorylation. The transcript is spliced from 4 exons. NCBI's taxonomy places the organism in Eukaryota, Metazoa, Chordata, Mammalia, Primates, Lemuridae.
UGAUGCCCGAGGAUGGCGGCGGCGGCCGUGGCCAUGGCCCCGGCCCGGAGACGGUCGGCAGAGCCGCCGAGACGCCGAAGAGUCCGCCGCCCGCGCGAGGUGUAGACGGGGCACUGCCUGCAGAGCAGGUCCUGCCAGCCUCGUUGGAGAGGAUGCCCUCGUGUCCGUGAUGGGCUGUGGGACAAGCAAGGUCCUUCCCGAGCCACCCAAGGAUGUCCAGCUGGAUCUGGUCAAGAAGGUGGAGCCCUUCAGUGGCACUAAGAGUGAUGUGUACAAGCACUUCAUCACAGAGGUGGACAGUGUCGGCCCUCUCAAAGCCGGGUUCCCAGCAGCCAGUCAAUAUGCACACCCCUGCCCCAGUGCCCCCACUACUGGCCACACAGAGCCUCCCUCAGAACCACCACGCAGGGCCAGGGUGGCUAAGUACAGGGCCAAGUUUGACCCACGUGUGACAGCGAAGUAUGACAUCAAGGCCCUGAUUGGCCGAGGCAGCUUCAGCCGAGUGGUACGCGUGGAGCACCGGGCCACCCGGCAGCCAUACGCCAUCAAGAUGAUCGAGACCAAGUACCGGGAGGGGCGGGAGGUGUGUGAGUCCGAGCUGCGCGUGUUGCGCCGGGUGCGGCAUGCCAACAUCAUCCAGCUGGUGGAGGUGUUUGAGACCCAGGAGCGUGUGUACAUGGUGAUGGAGCUGGCCACGGGUGGAGAGCUCUUUGACCGCAUCAUCGCCAAGGGUUCCUUCACCGAGCGUGACGCCACGCGGGUGCUGCAGAUGGUGCUGGAUGGUGUCCGGUAUCUGCACGCGCUGGGCAUCACACACCGAGACCUCAAGCCUGAGAAUCUGCUCUACUACCACCCGGGCACCGACUCCAAGAUCAUCAUUACUGACUUCGGCCUGGCCAGCGCCCGCAAGAAGGGUGACGACUGCCUGAUGAAGACCACCUGUGGCACGCCUGAGUACAUUGCCCCCGAAGUCCUGGUCCGCAAGCCCUACACCAACUCCGUGGACAUGUGGGCACUGGGUGUCAUUGCCUACAUCCUGCUCAGUGGCACCAUGCCCUUUGAGGACGACAACCGCACCCGGCUGUACCGGCAGAUCCUCAGGGGCAAGUACAGUUACUCGGGGGAGGCUCUCUCCCCUCCAUCCUUCUCUUCUCUGCUGCUCGUGCCUCACCCGCCACCUGCUGGGUCCCGGGGUGGUGGAUGGUGGUGGAUUCUGGGUGUCUUGGCCAGAGGAGGGGAUGCUGGCGCCACCGCCACACGGUCACAGUCUGCUGACUUUUCCAAGCGCUCGUCCUCGUGGGCAGCCUCAGAGCGUGCUGUUCUUGUUGCCACACUGCUCUUCUGAGUAAACCCCAAGCUCUGUUUCCCAGAAUUUCCUCUGUGCCCUUUUCUCCGCUCUCAUUCGGGCCCACGUAAGUACAGAAAGGGAGGCCUUCGCGGGUGGGAACACUGGGUCUGAAAAUACAUCCUGAGACAAAGCCGAGGGAAGAACUGAGUCACGGCAGCCAGGCCCAGGCUUCUUUCCUCCCUUUCUUCCCUUCCCAGCCGCUCUUUGGCAGGGCUGCCCUCCCCGCCAGACAGCCUUCUCCAGGGUCACCAUGGGCUGGCUGAAGAACACACAGGGGUCAAGAGGUCAGCCUGUGUCAGAUGCUAUGCUCUGCCACCCGCAGCCAAGUGAGGGGAAACGUGAGAAGCCGUGUUCUUUGAAUCUAGGACAUGAGAAACUGGGAAGGACUUAGAAUUUGUUGCAUUCAGCCUUUGUUAAAAGUCAGGAGGCUGUGACUCUAAUGUCACACGGAGAAGGUAGAACUAGAGCACAGGUCACUGGGCUUAUAGUCCAACACUUUGAUUUAUCACCCAGAUGCCAUUCAGAAGAGACACUGGGCCUUUCUCUCCCAGCCGCACUCGACAGUAGUCAGACCUGCCUGCCAGAGGACGUCUAGGGCGGCCCUGUAAGCUGGGUUUGCUCUAGAGAGAAGCAGCCACCUCCUCUCUCUGCAGCCUAGGCCAGAGGGCUGCCUCCAGCCUUUGUUCCCCUGGCCCUUGAGCUCAAGAUGAGACCACUGGUAGUGGCUUGGGUAAUGCUCUCGCCCAGCCCUUGUGCCAGACGUUAGAGCUAGAGCAAGUGAAAGAGGCCAUUAGGAGGGAGGGGUCCUCGAGCUGGAGCAGAAAACCUUUUCUUCUCUGUUGCCUGUCCCUCCAAAGGGAGUGUUGGAUGCCUCUGCUGAGAAGUGGCGUUGGCCCAGCAUGAGCAAGCUGAAGUUAGCAAGGAGGUGCUCAUGGAAGAGGUCCCUCCCCCUAUUCCCUGUUGGUGUCUGUUGUUCCAGCAUCAGGAGUAGGUACCCUAACUGCAAGGGGACAAGGACUCUUUGGGGGCUAUGGACUCGGAAGCAAGGCGGCCUGCUUGAUGGUCAGAGUCAGAGUGGAGGUGAUGUCCCUCCUCCCACAGCCUCUCCUUGUCCUCUCAGGGCAGGGCCCAGCCCCUCACCCACGCAGCUCCAGGGACCGUGGCAAGAAGAGUGUGGGUGUCGGAGCUGCCCUCCGGUCCCAGAGCAGGGGAGACCUGAGUGUCUGGAGGCAAAGCCAACCAACAUCUAACAUUUCCCUCUGUGCCCCGUGCUCCAUGUCAGCCUAGAAGCAGGUGGUACUUGGCACCUGUGCCAUCUUUCAGUCCCCUGAGGCCAUGUGUGUCCCUGGUGUGGCCCCAAGUAUACUGAGGUGGGAGUUCUGUCCUUUGCCCAGAGCAAGCAUAUAGAGCAGUGGAAACUGAACGGUGUGGUGACUGCUUACCAUUUUUCUUCUCCCAUGCCCAGAAUGCUUCCUGGCCAGUCACUCGUGGGCUGACAGACACACUUCUGUGGCUCCAGGGCCCUGAGCAGCAGGGGUCAGUGCCUGGUGUGAGCCUGUGCCACUCUGGAAUUGGAGAUGCUUAAGCCGAUGGGCAGGUCUGGCGAGAGGCCCUCCACGGCUGCGCUGACUAACAGUGGCUCCUUGUGUUUGGAGGGCAGCAGCGGGCCAUGGGUCUUCUUGAGCUGUGAGCUGAAAGCUGUUGGGGCAACUGUUUAAUCCAGUCGCCCUACAUACUGGCCUUUAAAGCAGAGGAGUGGGCUGCAGGCCCCGAAACGUGGACCCGCCUGCCUGUAUGGGGGGCUGUUGCUCCCAUACCCCACACUGCGCUCCGACAGCAAAGUGUCUUAUUCCUGAGGCCCUGACUUUCUUCCCCCUGAGGACCAGAGUCUCCCAGGAGUCACCGGGAGCUGGCCCGGCGGUAAGGACGACCCUGUGAGGCAGCUGUUUGGAAAUGUGGUUCCCGUCACUUCCAGUUCAGCUCUCUGAAAGUUGAGAUUGCCCUUCCAAGGGGCAGGCGAGGACAGCAACUGCAAGUAGCCCCAACCCUUCUCAGAACUGCAGAUGCAUGUUCCUCCCGCAUCACCCCGUACAGCAGUCGGGACGGUGGUGUGGGAAGAGUUUGAGUUCAAGGGAGCCAGACUGGGGGUGGGGGGGUUAGCAAUCAGCAGUCAGUGGGUGUGUCCGUCCACUAAAUGGCCAUGCAGCUGUCCCGAAUGUGCGCUCAUAGACUUUUUCUGAGCCCCCCGGGAGGGUAUGUUCAGGGGUUCCUCAAUGGGGUGGAACAGGCAGACCUCACCUAGCAGGAAGGAAAGUGAUAGGGUCCCUGGCAUCCCAGCUGGGCCGUAUAAACAGGCUCAGGGAAGGUCCUAGCUGCCCACCCUUUGGGGAUCGAGUCCAUGCCAGAAAUGCUCCUAGGAGAGGCAGGGACUCAGAGCCUGCCCUCAAGGCCCCACCUGGCUGAGCCCCAUGGCCUGGAAGCAGCUCCAGCAAUGGGCACUCAUUAGUUGGCAAACAUGAGUUGUUUACUCACUGAGCCUGUGCCUACUGAGCCUCUUAUGUGUCCGCACCAGGCACUGGGGCUCAUCCAGCUCACUGUGGUCCAGUGGGAAUAAUGAACUUGAAAUUACAGUCUUAAGGUUGCUGCUGGAGUAACUGCCAUAAGCACUGGGGGCUAAGAGGGAGCCUGAGCAAGUGUCCUUUACCCUGAGGACCUAAGGAUUCAACCAGGUGAAGACCAGUCUGCAGCCCGAGGCCUCAGACAGACAGCUACUCUGGGUGUGGCAGAGAUGAGGCAGCCCUGGAUGCAUGUCGCAGAGCAGGCUUUGUGGAGCUCCUCCCUUGGGACAGAGGACUAAAAUGAGGCUGGCUCACACCACUGCCAGGAGGCUUUCGUGGCUUAGAGAAGUCCUACAGACUAGAGAGUGCCCCGGGAAGAUCCUGGUCCCUGCCUGGCCCCCGGGAGCCCCUGUCCUCAGCAGACUGAGAAAUGGAAUUGUUUCCUUUCCUCCCCAUGCUGGGAGGCUGAGGCUGAGACAGGGAAUGCCGUGGUCUUCCAGCACUGCUUUAGCAGUUGGAGCGAGCUUGGACCCUCUAUUUAAGGACUAGGAAGCUCCCUUCUAAGUGGCCUGGUCUGGGCAUCCAGGCAUUGGAGCUUAAGUCUGACUCAGAAUGUGGGGGAAAGCUUUGAGUCAUUCUCUUUAAAUCCCCCUGAGUUAUGGUGGCCCUGGGGUAGGUUGGGGGUCCUUGGCAGCAGCUACCUCCCUGAGCCAGGCUUUGGGUCAGUACACCUUAGAAGUUUUCUCCCUGGGAAAAGGGACAGGUCCUUUUCCUCCUAAUCACCCAGAGAGCAGCCCCUGCUGGGUCAACAUUGGGUGGGGAGGGGAGCCCCAGAAUGCCACAUGGGAGAGGGGGCCCCUCUGUGGGAGUAGUGCAAGGGUGCCGGGUGUGUCUGAAUACUGUGGAUGGUGGCUUCAUCCAAAUGGGAUGGGCAGUGUUGAGUGCUGUCACUCUAAUGCUUGUCCUUGGCCUCUAGCCCUGGCCUAGUGUGUCCAACCUGGCCAAGGACUUCAUUGACCGCCUGCUGACAGUGGACCCUGGAGCCCGUAUGACUGCACUGCAGGCCCUGA